UAUAGUGGGUAUAUGCAUACAGCAUCAUGCAUAUGUGGUGUGUGUGUGUGCGUGUGUUGCCCCCAGAUCUCAGCGAGCUGCUCCGCGCUACAGCAUUGUGUGCUGUGGUCCAGCAGAGCGGUUGUGCAUGGUAUGGCGUAUGCUUCCUGUAGAGCUUGGUCUAUCUGGGAGUCCUCGGCCCAGUUUCGGCCAAGUCACACUCCUCGUCACCCUCAUCAUCCUUACUUGGUUUCCCCGCCUUUAUCUGCACUACUGCAGCCAGUGGCUCUACCUCCAUGCUAGAAAUAUACCUGUCAACAGGUUUCGCUUCCAUGCCCACACAGUGGAUUUGGUAUAUCAGAGCUCUCUCCUGUGCACCCUGGAGGAGCUGCUGCUGGUGUUGUUGGGGCCCUUGACCUUGAAUGCAGCUAUGUUUCUGCUGCUUCUGAUCAGAUGGCUCUGUCAGCUAGUGUUUGGCUCAACUCCUUCCUUCCUGUCAAAGCUGAUCAUGGCUCUGGGAGUGUGGACAGUGCUUGACCCUCUGGCAGUGUUCACUGUGGAUGCUGUCCUUGGGCGUCUGUCUUACAGUGCAGAAAAGCCUGUGGCCGACGCUGCUAAGCUUUACUGGCACUUCCAUCGUUUGGAGCAGUCAGGCACAGCAGGCAUUCUCAUCACCCUUUUCCUGUAUACCGUCCUCUUCAUUGUGUCCUUCACCAUGCUCUACAUAUACUUCCUCAGGUUCCAUAAUGAUGGCAGAAUGCUGGAUGUGUAUCUUCGUCUCCACAGUCAAGAGAGAGCAUUUUUUAUCCCAGAUGAUUUUGAAGUGUCCAACCAGGAGCUUAGUUACAUUGUAAAGAAGGCGGAGCAAUGGAGAGGUUUCAGUGGGGAGAGACGAAAGGUGGCAGUGUAUGAUUACAUCUGGACCCAGGAAGAGUCUGGAGGAUGCGAAUCCCCUGGGGUUAUACCCACUGUAGUGGGAGAGACGAGCACCCAUGUAUCCAUCUACACGCUGUACCCGUGCGGCCUGCAUCGACGCUACAGACACUUCCUCAGGCAGCCCAGUGGAGCUAUCGUAGAGCUCGUCGGAGAAUUGGACAGUGUGGCUGUUCAUCAGAAUAUCCAGUGUCAGAAGACAGGGCAGAAGGAAGUCGACAGAAGGAUGAAGAGGAUGAAGAGCUCAACACAUUCACUCAGAGAAAGGAAGAGCAAGAAUCCUGUAUGGCGUAAGUAUUUGAUCUUGUUCAAAUUUAACUGAGAUUUUGAAUUUUAAAACCAUGUGUUUAUCAUUGCUUUGUGUUUGUAUGUGUUUCAUGCAUGUGUGUGUUCAGGCUGUAACAGGGUGGGACCUCUCAUUGGAAGUUCCUGUGAGCCUAACACAACAGUGAAGGAUCACAGAGGCUGAAGUUGCUUUACAGGAAACCAC
This is a messenger RNA of Ictalurus furcatus (blue catfish), 1402 nucleotides long. RefSeq names its product orofacial cleft 1 candidate 1 (gene ofcc1). The record is from RefSeq and is a predicted model, not a curated record. Gene Ontology annotation, cellular component: perinuclear region of cytoplasm. The coding region runs from base 128 to 1234 and encodes 368 amino acids. The transcript is spliced from 6 exons. NCBI's taxonomy places the organism in Eukaryota, Metazoa, Chordata, Actinopteri, Siluriformes, Ictaluridae.